Macroventuria anomochaeta is the source of this 2850-nucleotide messenger RNA. RefSeq names its product SPX domain-containing protein. Gene Ontology annotation, cellular component: membrane. The coding region runs from base 123 to 2660 and encodes 845 amino acids. The transcript has 4 exons. The record is from RefSeq and is a predicted model, not a curated record. Gene Ontology annotation, biological process: polyphosphate metabolic process; phosphate ion transport; monoatomic anion transmembrane transport. NCBI's taxonomy places the organism in Eukaryota, Fungi, Ascomycota, Dothideomycetes, Pleosporales, Didymellaceae. Gene Ontology annotation, molecular function: phosphate transmembrane transporter activity.
GCUCGAGCAGCUUCGCGAGGCCGACGAGAUGAAGUUCUCCCACAGCCUGCAGUUCAAUGCGGUGCCGGACUGGAGCAACCAUUAUGUCGCCUACAGCAAUCUGAAGAAGCAGUACGUCUUGCAUGUGGAGGAGCUUGGGUGCGCUUCAAUUGGUAGUGAAGAGGCUGACAAGCAAUGCGCUGUAUAGGAUCUACAACCUUGAAACACAGAUCAACCAGAAGAACACUGCGACCACCGAUGCCGAAUCGUCACCGUUGUUGAACGGCGCUGCCGACGACCCAGACAAAGCCUUCACCAAUCUUCUCGAUGCUGAACUGGAAAAGGUCACAUCGUUCUACCAGCUGAAGGAAGUUGAGAUCUACGGGGAGCUGGACGCCCUGAUCAACGACGAGGCAGACUAUGAGCGUGAGCAAGAGGAGCUCGACCAAGAGCAGCAAGAUGCGCCGCCGGGGAAGCAGACGCGCAGUACCAGCAUGUUCAAGCAGAUCGGUUUCAAUCGCCCACGGGGAAUGAGCACAGUAAGCGGCCGCUCAACGGGCGACGGCAAUGACGAUGACGACGACGACGACGAUUCCGACGUCGAUGCAAACGAGACCUCGAGACUGCGACAGAAGAGCCCUGAUGGCCAACGAAGGCGGCGACGAACUACAGACGAGAACAUGAACUCAGAUGGUGUUUCCUCGAAGCGCAGAGCAAGUGUAGCCUUCGAUGACUACAACGACAUGGCAUUUUCGGCGCUGUAUGACGAGGGUGUUUCUCUUAAGAAGCGAACUGUCAGCGUAUACGUAUCGCUGUGCGAACUUCGAUCCUUCAUCCAGCUCAAUAAGACUGGUUUCGAGAAAGUUCUAAAGAAGUACGACAAGAUCCUGGAUCGCAAGCUCAAGAGCCAAUACCUCAACAAAUAUGUGUACCCCGCAUACCCAUUCCAGCAAAGCACCAUGGAUAAGCUUACGCUGAAGCUGAAGCACGUCGAGCACGCCUACUCCCAAAUUUGCACCAAGGGCGAUGUCGCAGAGGCCAAGCGCGAGCUGAGGUUGCACCUGCGAGAGCACGUGGUGUGGGAGCGGAACACAGUCUGGAGGGAGAUGAUUGGUAUCGAGAGGAAGGCCCAAGCUGCGAACAUUGGCAUCACACAGACUCUACUUGGCCGCGAUGUCAACGCAGGCCGGGUACGAAGACAGGGAGAUGACAAUGAGCCUGAGAUCAAGGAGGUUGUCACACCCAUUGGGAGAUACAGAUGCCCGCAAUGGCUGAUCAGCAAGACCUUCUGGACACUGGUCGCUUGCAUAGCAGUGUUUGUUGUUCUGUUGGUGGUACCCAUUAUGGAGAAGCCAGAACAGCAGAACUGCCUUGCGAUGGUAAUCUUUGUCAGUGCCCUGUGGGCGACUGAGGCUAUACCGCUUUUCGUCACGUCACUCCUUGUACCGUUCCUCGCCGUUACUCUCGAUGUCGUACGUAGCGAUGUUGAGCCGCAUAAAAGACUCGGCUCCAAGGCUGCAGCAGGCUAUGUGUUUGCUGCCAUGUGGUCACCCGUCAUCAUGCUGCUUCUCGGAGGCUUCACUAUCGCAGCUGCGCUUUCCAAGUACAACAUCGCCAAGAUGAUGGCCACUUUCGUUCUGAGUAAGGCUGGAACGAAGCCGAGGACUGUCCUUCUUACCAACAUGUUCGUCGCCAUGUUUGCUAGUAUGUGGAUCAGUAACGUCGCUGCACCUGUAUUGUGCUUCUCGAUCAUUCAGCCUAUUCUUCGCAACCUACCCGCCGAUUCCAACAUGACCAAGGCAUUACUCCUGGGUAUCGCCCUCGCGUCCAACAUCGGUGGCGCUGCAUCGCCAAUCGCCUCGCCUCAGAACCUCAUCGCGCUUCAGAACAUGAAUCCUGAGCCGUCUUGGGGUAUCUGGUUCUUCAUCGCUUUGCCUGUGUGCAUCAUCUCUAUUCUUCUAAUCUGGGGUCUGUUGGUCGUUACCUUCCAGCCAGGCAAGGGCACAACCAUCGUGCCUAUCCGCCCUAUGAAGGAUAAAUUCACUGGAGUUCAGUGGUUCAUCAGCAUCGUUACCGUGAUUACUAUCGCACUUUGGUGCGUGAGUCACCAGCUCGAGGACAUCUUCGGAGACAUGGGCGUUGUGGCUAUCAUUCCUCUUGUGCUAUUCUUCGGUACUGGUAUCCUCACGAAGGAAGACUUCAACAACUUCCUGUGGACCAUCAUUAUCCUCGCUGCUGGCGGCUUGGCCCUUGGCAAGUCUGUCAACUCCUCUGGCUUGCUCAGCACCAUUGCCGAGUCCAUCACUAGUAGUGUCGAGGGUAUGAGCUUGUACGGAGUGCUUGUUGUUUUCUGCGGUCUCAUUCUCGUCAUCGCUACUUUCAUCAGCCACACUGUUGCGGCGCUCAUUGUGCUCCCGCUUGUACAACAGGUUGGUCAAAGCAUGCCGGAGCCGCACCCCAACCUGCUCGUCAUGGGCGCUGUACUUAUGGCAAGUGGCGCUAUGGGUCUGCCUACCAGCGGCUUCCCCAAUAUGACUGCCAUUAUGAUGGAAGAUCAGAGAACUGGACAACGCUACCUUGAGGUCAAACACUUCCUCACCCGUGGUGUGCCCGCCUCCAUCAUUACCUUCAUUGUUAUCAUUACCGUUGGCUACGGGCUCAUGCUCGCGGCAGGCUUUUAAGUAAGCCAAACCCUGUAUCCAGCUUGUACAAAGUCUUGCAUACUGUUUCCACAUAUUGCAUGCGACAUCGCGUCGCGGAACUGGCGUUUUGCAUGAUCUGGGCUAUUUGAGGGAGUAGAAAUGUAUUGAAGCGCACGCGCCUAUGUUGCUCAGGCGUCCUAUUUUACCAACAAUCGAACAUUUUUCAGCC